Molecule: messenger RNA, 1785 nt
Organism: Volvox carteri f. nagariensis
Lineage: Eukaryota; Viridiplantae; Chlorophyta; Chlorophyceae; Chlamydomonadales; Volvocaceae
Exons: 14
Coding region: 1-1785 (594 amino acids)
Biological process (GO): mitochondrion organization
Cellular component (GO): mitochondrion
Molecular function (GO): zinc ion binding; ATP binding; ATP hydrolysis activity
Source: RefSeq, a predicted model, not a curated record
AUGGCUGCAUAUGCAGCACCGCACGUCUUGGCGGAGAAGGAUGACAAAGACAAAGCCUCCAUCCAUAAUGAUAGGUUAUUCGACCCUGAAGCACUGGAGAGGGGUGCCAAAGCGCUGCGUGAGAUCAACAAGUCGCCAUAUGCCAAGCAGGCGUUGGAGCUCAGUCGGCAGCAAGAAGUCACGAAACAAGCGGAGCAUAGGGAGAAGGAAGCGGAUUACCGCCGACAGGCUGCGGCGCUUGAAAAGGAACGUGAGGUGGUGCGAUAUGAGGAGGAGAGGAAGAUGGAGGAGCAGCGGGCGCAGGUCGCUGCCCGUAUGAAGCAGUACGAGGACGAGCUGGCUCGCAAGCGCAUGAUGGCGGAACACGAAUUGCAGCGGCAGCGGAAUGCGGAGCUGGCGAAGCUGCAGGAGGAGGCCUCUGCUCGUGCGGAGCAGGAACGGUUGCGGGUGGAGCAGCAGAUUCAGGCUGAGCGGCGGGCGGCGGAACAGUACGCGGCUGACUUGCAGAAGCAGAUUCAGCGCGAGCGGGCCCUGGCGGAGGCGGAGGGGCGCAUCAAGGAGGCCCGGGAGAACGAGGACGUGAACCGGCGGGCGGCGCUGCUCAAGUACCAGGAGGAGACGAGGAAGGCCCUUGAGAGCAUCCACGCGGUAAUGAGCCACCUGGGUGCCGCCGCCCUGGAGCUGGUGACUGACACCAACAAGCUGCUGACGGCGGUGGGGGGCACCACCCUGCUCUUCCUGGGGGUGUAUGCCACACGGGAAACAACCCGGGUGGUGGGCAAGACGGUGGAGGCGUGGCUGGGGACACCACGGCUGGUUCGCGAGACCUCCCGCUUCAGCUUGUGGAGCCCCAAGUCCUGGUCGCUGGGACCUAGUCGUACAAAGGAGGACAUCAAAAAGGAUUUCUCCGAUAUCAUCCUGCACCAGGAGUUGCACGACACUGUACGGCAGGUUGCUGCCGCCGCCGCCAACACCAAGGCCCACGGCGCCCCUUUCCGUCACAUGUUGUUUUACGGGCCUCCGGGAACUGGUGAGACCAUGGUCGCCAAGCGCAUGGCUCGCACCAGCGGUCUGGACUACGCCAUUAUGAGCGGGGGAGAUGUGGCCCCCCUGGAGGGGCGGGCGGUCACCCAGCUGCACCAGACCUUCGACUGGGCGGAGAAGAGCAGGCGCGGCCUGCUGCUGUUCAUCGACGAGGCGGACGCCUUUUUGGGGCGUCGUUCGGACUCCAUGUCCGAGGGCCUGCGGGGGUCCCUCAACGCGCUGCUGUUCCGUACGGGAGAUCAGAGCCGGGAUUUCAUGGUGGUGCUGGCCACCAACAGGCCGGGUGAUUUGGACGAUGCCGUACUCGACCGCAUGGAUGAAGCGCUUGAAUUUGGUCUACCUGGUCUAGCAGAGCGGCAGCGAUUGUUGGGUUUGUAUCUGGACAAGUACAUUGCGAAGGCGGGGACGGCGGAGGGCGGCGCGGGGGCGGGGAGUGCGGGCGGACCGCUGGCGAGACUGACUGCGAUGAUUAAGGGGCGCAAGGGCAUCACGGAGGAGCUCCUGGCGGAGACCGCCCGGGCCACCGAGGGCUUCUCAGGUCGUGAGCUGGCCAAGCUGCUGGCUGCCGUACAAGCUGCCGUGUACGGCGCUCCCCAGCCCGUACUCACCCCGGAGAUCUGGCGCACCGUUCUUGCCCGCAAGCUGCACGAGCACGCCGAGCGGAGGUCCUUCCGUCUCGGCCACCACGGCACCGGGGACUCGGCCCCAGUGCUGGCGGGGCCGGGGGCGGGACCGCAGUGA